AUGGUUGUCGAUACAAUUGAAUCAAUGGAAAACGAUAGAUUGGAGUAUAUAUUGGAGAAACAUUUCACAAACAGUUUUCGAAAGGGGCAUAUCACAGUGGACGGGGUUACGAUGCCUUUGAGGUUCAGAGAAAUGCAGGAGGAAAUUUUAAAUUGGGACGUUAACGAGGCAGAUGUGUGGAUUUGUAGUUUUCCAAAAACAGGUACAACCUGGACUCAGGAAAUGGUUUGGAUGAUGAUGAACAACUUCAAUUUUGAAAAAGGGCAAGUUAAUUUAGGAGCCAGGUCGCCCUUUUUAGAAGUUUCCGCCCUGUUUGACUUCAGACAGCUAAUGCAAGACAUCAAGGGUUUUGAGCCACCACCAUUUUUGCAAGAUUCUUUGGAAUUUGUGAAAAAUCAGGAAAGCCCAGUUUGCCUAAAAUCUCAUCUACCCUUCAACCUUUUGCCCAAAGACAUACAGACAGGACGCAAAAAACCAAAGAUUAUCUAUAUCAGCAGAAAUCCAAAAGAUACGUGCACUUCUUACUAUCACCAUGCUAAAAUAUUGGAAGGAUAUACUGGCAAUUUUGAAGAUUUCUGCAAAUUGUUUUUGGCAGGAAAGCUAUCGUUUGCUCCCUAUUGGAAUCACGUGCAUCAAUUUUGGAACCGAAGACACCAAGAUAACAUCCUCUUCCUAACAUACGAAGAAAUGAAAAAAGACCUUCCUGCAGUCAUCAAAAGAACUGCCAAUUUUUUGGGGAAGAAUUUCGACGAAAAAGAAAUUGAUAUUUUAGCCAGCCAUCUUAGUUUUGAAAGCAUGAAAAAUAAUCCUUCGGUAAAUUACGAAAUGGUCACUGAAAUGAAUAAAAAAUUCAAACUCACUGAGUCGACAGGUGAAUUUAUGAGAUCGGGAUCUGUGGGUGGUUAUAAGGCAGCAAUGACUUCUGAGAUGGUGGAAAAAUUUGAUAAAUGGAUUGAAAAAAAUACUAUUAAUACGGAUUUCACAUUUUACUAAAUUUUAAUUCAAAACAUGAAACAGCAACUAGUAAUAAGCAAGUACAUAGUUUUAAUUUUUUUUAAAAGUGUUACCUUUGUUUUAUAGUAACUAUAUUGGUUUUAUAAGUUUAUGUUAAUAUAAAAUUAAGAAUUACCUAGGUCAUUGCAAUUUCAAGAAAUGUCAAAUAAGGUGCGAAGUUUAUUAUUGUGUAGUAGAUACCUAAUUUUUCACCACCUUUUGCAUCCAAGUUGAAAAAUUUAAAAUAAAAACUCAUUUCAAAUUUAGAAAGACCAACACUUUUUUUUUCAACUAGAAAUUAAAUCAACUUAAGCAACCCAAAUAAAAUGUCACUGACACUAACCGAUUAAAUAAGCUAUCAGUAAACACAUGACAAUGCAAUUUUAUAUUUUUUGAACUUAGCUUUGAAUUUUAUUUCACAAAAAUAAAAAAAGAAACAUAAUAAACAGCCUCAUAAUUCCUAAACAAUAUGAACGAUGUAUGAUGUGUAUGUAUUUUCAAAAAUUGAGCAAGACCUUCUUUUCGCAACGUAGAUACAGGAAGUACGCACCUACCAAAGUUUAAACAAUUUCUGUUGUGACAAGCCUCAAUUUUAUUUUCACAUUUCAAAAAUACUUAUAAAAAAAAAAUAAUUACAUUUAGCAGUUAGGAUUUGACAUUCUUCAUUUAUUAUGGUGUCCCUACCUUUACUCAUAUUUGAUGGAAGUAAUUAAUUAGACUGGUAUUAAGUAGGUAACAAUAAUAUGAUAUUUUUACAGCGGAGCGCUUAUCUCGUUUAUCGUAGCUCAAAAUUGAAAUGGAUAACCCGCUUAUGUAGUAAAAUUAUUCAAUAUAUGGAUUAAAAAAUUAAUCGUGAUUGUCACUUUUUUUAUCUUCA
Messenger RNA from Ceutorhynchus assimilis (cabbage seed weevil), 1870 nucleotides. NCBI's taxonomy places the organism in Eukaryota, Metazoa, Arthropoda, Insecta, Coleoptera, Curculionidae. The record is from the annotation of a GenBank genome assembly.